Messenger RNA from Paecilomyces variotii, 1938 nucleotides. RefSeq lists its product as hypothetical. The record is from RefSeq and is a predicted model, not a curated record. The transcript has 3 exons. The coding region runs from base 428 to 1579 and encodes 383 amino acids. NCBI's taxonomy places the organism in Eukaryota, Fungi, Ascomycota, Eurotiomycetes, Eurotiales, Thermoascaceae.
UAAUGCAAGGCAUCUCCUUCCUCUGUUACUGCGUCAUUCUUAUCAUGUCUUGGGCCCUGUAGGUGUCUACUAAUUCUGUCUACAAUUAUUGACCUGGUGAAGAGCACUCUGGCUUUCCAACUAGAAAGCUGCUUGAUGUACCGUCAGGCUCUCCACUCUCUUUAGCUGAACCCAGGCGCGCGAACCCCGCUGAAAGCGUUUAUGCCCUUCCAUCCCCGCUGCAGUGGGACUUAGUGAGCUUUCUACAAAGAAACAAUAUCCCAUUGAUACCCAAAGUUGAAAUCGCUUUCUGCUCUCGUUUCUACUAGUUCGCGCACUAUCUCGUUGCUUAAUCGCGUCAAUAAGCGCUUCCUUCUCCGCGGUUCGGCGAAGAUCCUACUGCAUAACCGAUUCGCAAAUUCCGUCUGCGCAAAUCACAAUCUCCAAAAUGGACGACCACAAUCCGGACAUGGAAGUUGUCGAUGAGUUCGCGCAGACGCGUGGCGCGGAUGACCUUUUCGAUGAUGAGAUUAUACCAGUUUCUGCAGAAGAACAAGCGCAGACAGUUACGGUGGAAGAGGCGACGGAGGAUAGACCCGCGAAGCGCGAAAGCGAUAUACAGGCAAAAGAAGGAACCUCUCCUCCGAGGUUCCGUGGCGGCGAAAGAGGAAGAGGCAGAGGGCGAGGGAGAGGUGGGCGUGGUGCCAAAGCAUUUCACGAUCGAGGUUCAGCGCGCGCGGAGACUCAUGCAAAGAACAAACCGGGCGAGAAAGCGGCAGAUGGGUCUGGCAAGGAAAUAGACGAGACAGCCGAAGGAUCUACUGGAAAGCCUUCAGAUGGCCCCCGCGUUCAAGCUGUCCGGGGUGAUAGAAGUGGCACAGGAGGAAUCCGAAAGCCGAAAUUGACGGAAGACGAACUUUCUGCACGCAUUGCAGCUGCAAAAUUGCAUGCCGCCAAGAUCGCCGCUGCCCACGCUCGCGCUGAAGCUGACCAAGCAUCAUUCCAAGAACGCGAGAAGGUUGCAGAAGAGAAAAGACGCCAGGAGUUCCAGAACCGCCGUGCGAUGGACAAUGAACGUGAACGGAAUAGGCUACGAAAACUUGGCGCUCAGACAGGUCGUGAAUGGGAUUCUACCAAGCGGGAAGAAGACUAUAACCCUCGUGGAGGCGGCAGCCAGUAUCGCAGAGGAAUGCAUGGUGGUGUUUCAGGAUACACGCGGCAUACCCACGAAAACGGCUCAGAUAGCGGAGAUAGCCACAGAGGCGGCCGCGGUCGUGGUGGCAGAGGUGGUCGUGGUCGAGGCCAGCGCGGUGGUAGAGGAGAUCAUUUGGCAUCUAAUGGUCACGACCACACUGCAACGACAAUAAACGCUACUACACCAUCCGCACCGGUGAUUAACAGUGACAACGAAUUCCCAGCCCUCCCCGGCAGUUCAACAAAAGAGCAAGGUCCAGGGCCUACUAUCGUCACCGGUUCUACAUCUCCCGGAGACGCCCUUUCGGGAGGAACCAAAUCGCCAUCAGCGCUCUCACCAUUGACACCGUCUGGCGGCGGAUCCUGGGCAGAGCAGGUCGAAUCGAGUGGAGCAGCAAAGGCCUAAACACGAUUGACCGUUUCUUCGAGUUCCGUACUCUGUGAAUGCGAUGAGGGUUAUCCCAUGACACCAUUAUACAUGAUAUCCUUUUUGUUUUUGUUUUGUUUUCUUCUCUCUUGUGCGAGCAUUGCUUGCAUUGUUAAUUUCUAUACAAGAAGUUGUCGCUCUAGAGUGCUUAUACUUUGACCUUGCUUGGGGGGGUUCUCCUUCCAGUUGUCCUUGGAUUCUGCAACGCUUGUUUUUCCAUUGCCAUACUGUUUUACGCUCACGAAGAAAACAUGUGAAUACGUAUUGACGCUACUUCGAUGUUCAAAGCUCGAUGUUGACGAUUCUGGGAAUGAUGUUGAUGACUAAGCCAGCUGUAC